AUGACUGGCUCCAGCUCCAAGUCCAAGUCGCACAUCGUUGCGAGGAUGCAGGCCAAGGGCCCCUUCUCAGUGCCGAGCCCUGGCGCUGAGAAGGUGGACGGCGAGACGACCCCCCGCCGACACCCCAAGGCCGUGCCUGAGCUUCUCACCAAGCCCGGCGGCACCGUCGACACCAUCUACGAGCUUGUCAAGCAGAGCGCCGCCAAGUUCGGCAAUGCCCGGUGUAUCGGGUCUCGCAAGCUCGUCGACACGCACAUCGAUACCAAGAUGGUCAAGAAGAUUGUCGACGGCGAGGAGCGCGAGGUUGAGAAGAAGUGGACCUACUUCGAGCUCAGCCCUUACACCUACAUAUCGUACACCGAGUACGAGGCCCUCACCCUCCAGGUCGGCUCUGGUCUGCGCAAGCUCGGUCUCGUCAAGGGCGACCGCCUUCGAGGAGCUUCCGCAGCUCGGCGAGACAACGUGGCUGAGCCUGUCCCUCCACCACCGAGGACCUCUGCUGCAUCAUGUACACCUCCGGCUCCACCGGCACCCCCAAGGGUGUUCCCCCUGCUCCACCGCCAGGUCUGCGCUGCUAUUGCUGGCGUUUCUGUUGUCGUAGGCCCUCACAUUGGGCCUGGUGAUGGUCUCCUGACCUACCUCCCUCUGGCGCAUAUUCUGGAGUAUGUGUUCGAGAACGGCGCCCUCUUCUGGGGUGCUGUCCUGGGUUACGGCAACCCCAAGACCCUGUCCGACAAUUCUGUUCGCAACUGCUCCGGUGACAUCCGCGAGUUCAAGCCCUCUGUCAUGGUCGGCGUUCCCGCUGUCUGGGAGACGGUCAAGAAGGGCAUCAUCAACAAGGUCAACGCUGGAAGCCCGGUCGUCAAGUCUCUCUUCUGGAACUCUCUGUCCCUGAAGGCGAGCCUCCUGGCAUCCGGUCUUCCCGGCACCGGUGUUCUCGAUUCGGUGGUCUUCAAGAAGCUCAAGGAGGCCACCGGCGGACGCCUGAAGCUUUGCAUGUCUGGUGGUGGCCCGAUCGCCAAGGAGACCCAGCACUUCAUCUCCAUGGCCAUUGCGCCCAUGAUUAUCGGAUAUGGUCUCACCGAGACCACGGCCAUGGGCUGCCUGAUGAACCCUCUCGAAUGGAACACCAACAACAUGGGUGCCAUGCCUGCGAGCAUUGAGAUCAAGCUCGUCGACUUUGCCGAUGCGGGUUACUUCGCCACCAACAAGCCCAACCCCCAGGGCGAGGUCUGGAUCCGCGGCCCCUCGGUGCUCAAGGAGUACUAUGACAACCCCAAGGAGACGGCUGAGGCCAUCACUCCGGACGGCUGGUUCAAGACGGGCGACAUCGGCGAGUUUGACAGCCAGGGCCACCUGAAGCUCAUCGACCGCAAGAAGAACCUGGUCAAGACGCUCAACGGCGAGUAUAUUGCUCUCGAGAAGCUGGAGUCCAUCUACCGCGCCUCCUCGGUCGUCCAGAACAUUUGCGUCUACGCCGAGCCCACCAAGGCCAAGCCCAUUGCCAUCAUCGUGCCCGCCGAGCCCGCCCUGAUCCAGCUGGCCCAGUCCAUUGGUGUCCAGGGCAACUCGCUCGAGGAGCUCGUCGGCGACAAGAAGCUCAACGCGGCCGUCCUGCGCGAGUGGCAGAACGCCGGCCGCACAGGCGGUCUGUCCGGUAUCGAAAUUGUCGAGGGUGUCGUCCUGUCCGAUGAGGAGUGGACACCUCCAGAACGUAAUCUACAACCCUCCGCCUCCUCAAUCUCCCCCGAGCACGGUUACACCACGGCCGCCCAGAAGCUCCAGCGCAAGAAGAUCCUCGACAAGUUCAAGUCCCAGGUCGCCCAGGCUUACGGCUCGACGAGCUAG
Messenger RNA from Verticillium alfalfae VaMs.102, 1848 nucleotides. RefSeq names its product long-chain-fatty-acid-CoA ligase. Gene Ontology annotation, cellular component: endoplasmic reticulum; lipid droplet; plasma membrane. Gene Ontology annotation, biological process: long-chain fatty-acyl-CoA metabolic process; long-chain fatty acid metabolic process. Gene Ontology annotation, molecular function: long-chain fatty acid-CoA ligase activity. Lineage: Eukaryota; Fungi; Ascomycota; Sordariomycetes; Glomerellales; Plectosphaerellaceae. The record is from RefSeq and is a predicted model, not a curated record. The transcript is spliced from 4 exons. The coding region runs from base 1 to 1848 and encodes 615 amino acids.